CUAUCCUGGCAGGCAGGCCAGGAAGAAGACAAUCUGAGAAAAGAGCAGCCGUGGGCGCUCCAAGGCCGGUGCACAGUCCUGGAGGGCAGCAUCUGCACCACGGCCGCAGGCUGUGUCCCACAGCAAGGGAAGCCAGCAGUAAGGGGCUUCUGUCAACAAAACCAAACCCAGCAAACCAAACCAAACCAAACCAAACUCAAAAAACCACCUGACGCACAGUGUGAUCUGCUUGAAGAAAUUAAAACUUGCAAGGGCAUAUACUACAAGUAAGAUUCGAAUUCAGGUUUGUUUGUUUUUUUAAGUUGGACCCCUGACUUCACAGAAAACUAGCUGGACCAACCAUCCAGAACUUGAAGUCUGGAAUCUCACCCACCUCUGAACCUUCAAUGAUCACCCCCACACCUUGUCCCGAAUCCCAGGAACUCCCAGAUUCCAACUCCACAUCUCCAGUUCUGUUAGGCAUUCCACUGGUCUCACUAACCCAACUGUGUAAAUAAAUUUAUCCUCGCUACCUCUCCCAUCCCUGUCCCCAAAUGGCACCUGUGUUCACCCACAGUCAAACCUUUAUUCCUAUCUCCUGCCUCUUUCCUUAUUGGAGACACCCAGUUAAGACACAAAGGAGCUGGCAUCUCAAACAUCUUCCUAACCUGCCCCUGAUUUCCAUUCUGAUUCCACUGUCUAACUUAGGUCCUCAGCUCUACCUCUCAACCAUCCUCCCCUAAAUUCAAAGUUUUCAUCAUUGCCUUGCUCAAAAAUCCUCUCAAAUUCCUCAUGCCCAGAUUUCUCAGCCUGGCUCCCAUGACUGACCAGGGUUUCAACACGGGGAGCACAAUACAGUCCCCUUGGUGUGCAGGAUGUAAAUGUCAAAGAUUAUGUCUUAAUUUUUAUCUAACAGGUAAAGAAUUAAUAUCUACCAAGAAAUAGACAGACCUGGUGUCCUCAACUAGGGUCCUUGGAUCAAUCAGUCCCCUGUGACAAACAAGAUGAAUACAACACACUUUCAGUGGAAUGAGGCCAAGUUACUUUUUGUAUAAGGUUUCAUCAGCUCAGCUAAUAUUUAUAAAAACAUAACUUGUAAAUGAUGGGAUCUUUACAGUGAGAUGAGAAUCUCUGGUAUUGCAGGACAGUUCAUGAUCUCUUCCUAAACAAGUCGUUGCCAGAUUUGACAUCCUUUUCCACUGUUUGGCACACUGUUUAUUUAGCAAUGGGCUUUGAAAAUGGAUAUAUAGUAACACUUCCUCCACAAGUUUGCUUUUUAAAGUCUGUAUAACAGACUUGAACAGCUUGUUUUUAAAUUUCUUUCUUGUGUUAUAUUAUAUAUAUAUUAGAACAAUAGUACACACAGAGACAUAAAUACAUGGAGGUUGAAUGUUCAUUCCAUUUUUCCUGUUAAGGACACGGAAUCUAAAGUCUCUAGGCCGAUGCACCAUCUGGCUCAAGCUCAUCUUUCUGACUUAUACACCUGCCUUGUCAAUGACUCUGUCUGUAUGUCUAAUAGGCAUUUAAAACUCAAUCUAUCCAAACCUGAGCUCCCAAUAUUAAUACCACACCCAACUACCAUCACUCUUUUCGAGCAGUUUUUCCGACCUUAGUAACUCAACUCAAAAUCCAAAGCCUUGGUUUUCUCCAUGUUCCUCUUUCUCUCAAUACCCCUCUUGAAAUCAUAGCAGCAAAUCCCCAUCUUAUCUCCAGUUAGUUCCCUUCCCCUACUCCUCAUUGUCACUGUUCAACACCUCCACUGGUCCUAUGGGUGCUAAGUUUACUCACUUUUGGCAUAAGUGCCGCUUCUCACUCAUCCUGGUAUCACCUGCAGCACCCAACACACUUCUCGGCAAGAAGAUACUCAAAGGAUGACCGGUUUGGUUUUGUGUGAACCAACAGAGCUUUACAACAUCUUGAAUCAGGUCACAAAACUAUCCAGAUUAACUGAACCCAACUACCUCUGUUUAUUGGAUGUGCGGUCCAAGCGGGAGUAUGAUGAAAGCCACGUGAUUACAGCCCUCCUUGUGAAGAAGAGGGCAGGCAAAUAUCUAAUCCCGGAAUCUGUGGAUCUGGAGUGUGUGGAAUACUGUGUGGUAUACGAUAACAGCACCAUCUCCCUGGAGCUAAUGCUGAAAGACGAAAGCAGUGACGAUGACAACGCUGACGAUGGCAAGCACAGAAUAGUGCUUGGAGCGGCUGUGGAGUGUGGCAGAACCCUAACCCACCUCACCCGCCACCCCAUCCUUAUCCUGAGAGGAGGCUACGAGCACUUCUCGGCCAGGUACCACUUCUUCCGGACACAGAAGAUCAUCUGGAUGCCUCAGGAACUGGAUGCCUUCCAGCCAUACCCUAUUGAGAUAAUGCCAGGCAGGAUCUACCUGGGAAAUUUCAAGCAAGCCUGUGACCCUAAAAUUCAGAAGGAUUUGAAAAUCAAUGCACAUGUCAACAUCUCCAUGGAGACAGGGCCAUUUUUUGUAGGUGAUGCCGACAGGCUUCUGCACAUCCAGAUAGAAGAUUCCCUGGAAGCAAGCAUUACACCCUUUUUACGCCUCCUCUGUCACUUCAUUGACAUUCACCUGGAGCUCAACUCCGUCAUCCUGGUCUUUUCCACCUUGGGCAUCAGCCGCAGCUGUGCGGCCAUCCUGGCCUACCUUAUGCAUCGGAACGGGCAGACCCUGAAGAGGUCCUGGGCCUACCUCAAGAAGUGUAAAAACAACAUGCGCCCAAAUCGGGCUUUGGUGGCUCAGCUGUCAGAGUGGGAGAAGGUUGUCCUCGGAGACAUCGUCACGGACAUCCAGAAUCCACCCUACUGAUUCUGUGGUCCAGCUAUGGGGCCAGAAGAACCUGACUUGGGGGCUUUUUGUGGGUAGUCGGCCAGGGUGUAUAACCCAGGAAUAAGAAGGCCUUUGUUGCCUGGAGCCUUGUGUCAGCCUCCUGCAGUGGUUCUUCCCGGGUUCCUCAUUGGUGCCACAUAGAAGGUGUUCAGACUCAGCAAGAACCCAUCCCUUGGGCGUCUGGAUCACCCCCACUGCACUCCCAAGGCUGCCUUGGGAGGAGCAUCUGGCUGCCAGAGCAGCUGCCCCUCCUGUCUCCCAUAAUGUGGUCCUUUGGGAGGCUGCCCCUAGGCAGCUCCAAGUUUUCCCCCAGCCUUGUGUUGCUCCACAGGGGGUGUCAAAAUGCCCACCCACUGGAGGAGAUCCCCAGCCCCAGAGAUGCCAAACCCAGCCUUGGCUCAGGUGCCAGGCUUCACAGCUUUGAGAGACUCAUGGCACAAGGGCAUCUCCUUGC
Dama dama (fallow deer) is the source of this 3270-nucleotide messenger RNA. RefSeq names its product serine/threonine/tyrosine interacting like 1 (gene STYXL1). Gene Ontology annotation, biological process: protein dephosphorylation; positive regulation of intrinsic apoptotic signaling pathway; negative regulation of cytoplasmic stress granule assembly. Lineage: Eukaryota; Metazoa; Chordata; Mammalia; Artiodactyla; Cervidae. The transcript is spliced from 9 exons. The record is from RefSeq and is a predicted model, not a curated record. Gene Ontology annotation, molecular function: protein phosphatase inhibitor activity; pseudophosphatase activity; protein phosphatase binding. Bases 1851 to 2795 code for a protein of 314 amino acids. Gene Ontology annotation, cellular component: mitochondrion.